Orbicella faveolata is the source of this 3525-nucleotide messenger RNA. RefSeq lists its product as uncharacterized. The record is from RefSeq and is a predicted model, not a curated record. Gene Ontology annotation, molecular function: protein binding. Lineage: Eukaryota; Metazoa; Cnidaria; Anthozoa; Scleractinia; Merulinidae. Gene Ontology annotation, biological process: signal transduction.
ACAAACCUUCGAAUGUGCUACAUGAAGAAUGGAAGAGGUGGAAAGACCGGAAUGAUAAAAUUUCUUUAGUUAUUAACAGCUUGGAGAAGUAACUUGACCAAGGCAUUGACAAGGACUACUUCAUGAAAGUUCUUAUUAGCGCACACACGAUCACAGCCUGUGAUACUCUCUGGUAAGCAUUAAUUCUCCAAUACAGUGAAAGGUACGUAUGAGCUAUGGCGAGAAUUGGGAAGGAGUGAACAGUAUCUGAAGAGAUACUGGAGGAGGUACUCAUGUGACAGCUCUACGAGAAGGAGUGCCAGAGUAUGGAUGCGCUGCGCUAUGAAGUCCACUGCGCCGGCGGGAAAAUCUAGCCAGAGACUUUGCGGCCAUGCCAAUCAUCUCUCUGACUUCGCGUUACAAGAGCAAAUUGUCAAGCAGCAAUCUGGAAAGGAGCCGUCACCACAGAGAAGACAGUUGAAAAACGACGCUAAUAGCGGAGUAUUUUUUGACAAUUUUUGAGGUGUCUGGAAAGGUGCUCAAACAGAGUCUUGAGUGUUUGAUAUAACUUCUCGAUCGGAACUACAACUAAGGAGAAACAGAAAAAUAAAAUCGUAGAAAUAUCUGCUAAAGCAAUCAGAUAUCCAAACACCAUCACGGUCAUGAUUUACCGUGUUUACGCUUGAUGAAUGGUUUAUGACUUUGAGAAGUUAAAGAUCCAAAUGCAAGUGACAGCAGUGACAAAGGGCGUUAUACGAGCCUGGCGUUUCUGUACUCGAACGAGCUCUAGACUGAAGUGUGGACCUAGUUACAUGUAUCUACGUUAAGUUAUGGUAUAUUGGUUCAUGGCGUAGUGUGUUUAAUUAACUAAACGUAGAAAAUGUUUUUUCUAGUACUGUGAUGUGGAGCACCUUGUUGGUAAUUUAGUUAUUUCAGAUAGUUGAGUAGAGUUUGAAUACAUAAACUUCAAAACAAAAUGGCGGCUAUUGUGACGUAAUUUAUGACGUCAUCAUAGCUUGAACAACUACAGAAAAUACUGAAAUGAUAUCUAAGAUACUAAUUAUUUCAAAUAUACGUCCAGGCAAAAUAUCGUGUACUUCUAAGAAAAGAAACAUAUAAGAAAAUAACGUUUAGAAUUCCAAGAUGGCGACCAAAAGGAGGGUAUUGGGGGUAAAUUUAAAAUUCGAUUUACAAAGUGAAAGCUACCGUUCUAUCCUUGCUAUCAUGCAUUUUUAUGACGCUUAAUAGUCAAAGACAAAGAAUAUACAAGUUUCGUUUGUUCCCCUGAAGUGAGCCAUACAACCACCUCAGCUGAUGGACUAGGAGCCAUAUCCGUUAUCCUUCCGUGGGCAUGACCGGAUUGACCGCGCGAGUAAAAGAGGCAAAGAGCGGCCAUUUGUUUCCCCUUUGUUUAUUUCCGCGCGAAACUCGGGACGUGAAGGCCUGGGACGUCCAGGCAACCGGAAAAAGAUUGGUCGAGAUUGGUCGAGAAAAGCGCCCAAGAUUGCUCGCAAGCCUCGCAAAGAUUGCGGAAAUGUCGGAAAAUCGGGUGAAAUCAUCGCAGUUGCUGGGGGGAUUGUCCUCUUCCAAAAAACCAAAAGAUUGGCGUAAGGCCAUCUUCGUCGUCAGAGAGAUGAAAGAACACGUUUAUCAAACGAGAGGAAUGGCUUGUGCUGUCGAAGUGGGAAGCUCUGUUCGCUUGGUUACUUGGCGUGGUGUAGUAGACAAUGCUGAUUGCAACAAAGUGGUAAUGGAUCGCUUUGCGAAAAAGUCUACGGAUGUACCAAAAUACCGUCUCCAAAAGUUAAUGGGUACGACCUGUGGCAGUUUCGCGUUUUUUUCCGUGAGUUGUAGUGAAAACUUUGCUUUCCUACAGAGCAAAGUUCCAGGAAGUGAAAUCAAAGCGUCAACUCUUACAGCGUACUCGUUUUCAGGAGGAAAGACGAUUGAACUGAAAUUCAAGUACGACGAAAGUAAGAAGGAAUACGAACUAACUUGUGAUGGAUUGGAGAAGCGAGUUACAGAGGAAGUAUCCCUACUGGGAUGCCCAAUUAUCGACAAAGCAGCGGACAAAGAGAGGGCCGUUGUUGGCGUAGUAGGCAGGAGUGAUGCUGGGAAAAUUGUUCCCUGUUUCAUAACGGAAAAGGAAUUUGAUCAUGAAAACAAUGCAACAGAAGAAGAUGAAGAAAAAGAAAAAAAAAUUGAAGGUGGAUGUGUUGCUGAUGAUAAUCUUGAUCACCAAGGAUAUCAAACAGAAAGUGAGAACAGCACCUCUUCACAGAAAGACAUGAGUUCUUCUGGCAAAGAUGUACUUGAUGCUAAGUUUGGAUCUGUACCUGUGUCUGCUGAGAAAGGAUCUGUACAAGAGUCUAGUGAGAGAGUUAGGAGUGGUGCAAUCCCCAUAGAGUACCUACCGUACCUUGCACUGGAUAUACAGUCCAGCAAAGGAAGGAACUCUCUUGGUAGAACUCUAGGAGUGGAUGAUUCAACCUUGAGUGGCAUUGACAAAGACCACGAUGAAGAUUAUGAGCGUUGUUACAAGAUGUUAAAACGUUGGCAUCAGCAAAGUGGCACUGCUCUAUUUAAAGACCUUGCAGAAGCCUUAAAGGAGUGUGAUCUGUGCGAUAUUGCGACACAAUACUGUUAUGAGGAAAAUGAUCUACCAACGCAGAAAAAUCAGGUGGUAUCAGGAAAAUUAAAGGCUGGACGUGUAAGCAAAGACGAUCUAAGUCGUAUUGCUCAUGCUGUAAAACAAAGUCGUAAAAGACUGGGCAGAGCGCUUGGUGUAUCAGAUGAUCAAAUCGACACAGAAGUCGAAGAACACCGGUCGGAUAUUUACGAACAGUCCUACCAGAUAUUACUAAAAUGGGUUCAGAAAAAAGGAAAUCAAGCUACUUACGAUGCGCUUGCACAAGCUCUGCUUGACCGGACUGUUAUGAUGAAGAGUGUUAUGGAGAAAUAUUGUCUUGCUCAAUAAAGAACAAAUACAAAUAACAUAGUGGACAUAGUGGCCGUCUCUUAAUAUUGCCUGAAGAGUGCAAAAGGAAACAGAGUUGGCAAAUUGCUAAGUAAGAGAGAGUAAUAAUCAGUCAGGAAGAGGAAAAGAUCCAUACCUAAGUAUAAGGAAACUCAGAAAGUGACUGUCGUUCUAGAGUUAGGCAUAAUGGAAGGACCCUGUGUACAAUUUUACAAUACUUGUCUUAAAUAAACUACAUCUCAUUAAAGUACGAAAGUUAAGCUAGGUUAGCAAAUAUAAUAAUUGGUCGAUCUAUACACGAGUGUAAUAGAUUUUAAAUUUCGAAGAAUCUUGUUAUUCUUGCUCUUCAUUUCUCAAGGUAAACAUUUAGAGUUUAUCCGUUUUUUUUUAUUAUUAUUAUUGAAACUCAACCAGUGAGAAUAUUAUAUUCUGGAAAACUCAUCAAUUUUCUACAUGAAAAACAUUUCAUGAAAAUUAGAUGUCUUUUCUACUACUAACUAGACAUCAAUAGCAAUAACAUUUGUAAUUACCUAGGAUAGUACAAUAAAUAACGCGAAAAAUGUUGCAAA